AUGCCCAUGGAGGAAUUUCAAUACGACCUCAAAUGGCUCGAGGAUCCAGCCCAAAUCAUGGGAGAGGUAUUCUGCCGCAUCCAUCGUUCAUUCUUGGCGAGGGACAGGCCUUACAACCAGUUUCGCUUGAUGUUCUGGAUUAUGACCCUCGCGUUCGCCGAGAACUCGAACGAAUCACUUGUGCAGGUGCUUCUUUCGUUCAUGUCACUCCCAUCAAUGGCAAACUUAGAGGUACCGGAAGCAGAGAGAUUCCACUUGCACAAAGGAAAGGCUCCGUUGAAAGCGGACCUUCAAAAUGCCGCCCGGGAGGCAUGCAUUGGGUUUGCAACGAGUCCGGAGGCUCGACUGCCGCAGCGACCUGGAGAAAGUGCCAAAGACUGCAAUGCACGGCGGAAGAACGAGUUCAAACGGAAGCUGAAAGAAAACACUGAGGAUUUUGUCGCGUUUCUGAGCCAGGAGUGGCCUGAGUAUAAUGGCGAGCCUCCGAAGCUGCCCAAAGACGCUCCCUUCGCGCGAUAUUUCGACCACGAACGGGCAGCUGCCGCGGCACACAGGAUUUUCGUGGUGUGCAAGCAGAACACUGAGUUCUCGGCAUACAUUGGAUGCAUACGAGGCAUUUUGAAGUCAGUGAAAGAGAAAGACUUUCAACAUCGAGAAGUACCGUCGGCUCGCCUGGAGCAGCCGAGCUUGGACAGCUCCCACCAAGCCAUCCGGUUUGUUGAUGUCGUCGGUGCCUUUGAGCGGGCGCGCCAAGUGCGACUUCCCCGCCAGGACUUCCCCAUACGCCUCACUCAGCGUCUCCUGGACACGCGUAAGCAGACGGUUAGUGCAGGCUUGACUGAACUUGUCGAUUUACUCUCGAGUCGUGCCAAAUCCCACCAGGAGCAAAGCUAUGUCGAAGAGCUGCGGAAGAGCAUCUCGUCUCUGCAAACCCAGACACCAGAUGUCCCAAGUGUCAAACCAAUAGCCAAGGAAGAGAUCAUGCUCGAGUUGAACAGCCAUCUUAACGCCUGCAAGCUACGCUUUGACUCAGCUCUCCAAGUCGUGCUUAGAGCUGUUGGCAGGACGCAAACGGCAGAUGCCAGCCAUCCCACGUCGGCUAAUAUGGUUGUCACGACUUACCACUGGCCAAGGAUAACACUCAGCGUGAUUCUCGAACAAAUCAAUUGCCACCACCGACACCGGCUUCCGGGCACUUGGCUGGAGCGAAUUAUCAAUCUUGGCCAGCGAUUGACCUUGCUUCAGCAGGCGCGUCGCCUCAUUCAUCUUUUUGAGCAGGAAGGCGAUUUUGCAAGGGAGCUUCAAGACGAAGUUGGACGUGGCUGGUAUAGCGAGAAGCAUCCGGAUACCUUGCUUGUGGAGAUCGAGGGGUGCGUGCAAGUACGCCAUCUUCAGGAAGAUAUUGCACGACUCAUGAAAGCUCCGCCGCGGAACAGGAAUACCGUGUUGCAGCUCAACAUGGGGGAAGGAAAGUCCUCAGUGAUACUUCCCAUAGUCGCUGCUUCCAUUGCGGACGGGUCCCGUCUGAGUCGUGUUAUUGUUGCAAAGCCCCAAUCUCGACAAACAUUCGAGAUGUUGUUGGCGUCGUUUGGAGGUUUGGCCUCGAGGCGAAUUUAUCACCUGCCCUUCUUCCGAGGUCUGAAAAUUGGCAAAGAUGAAGUCCAGGUCAUCUGGAAGAUAUUCGACGAUUGCGUGAGGACCCAGGGGGUGUUGCUCAUCCAACCCGAGCAUAUCCUUUCUUUACAGCUCCUAGCCGUGGAGUCGCAUGCCAAUUCAACAAUGGAACAGAAAAACACAAAAGCUCUGAGGCCACGAACAACGACCACGGAAACGCCUGACUCCGACAAGCCAUCAGUGGAUGUAGAACAGAAACUACUGGACAUCCUCCACCUAUGCAACCUGAGCAGCCGGGACAUCGUGGACGAGUCAGACGAGAAUUUCUCGCCAAAAUUCGAGCUGAUGUAUACGAUGGGAAAGCAGCGCGGCCUCCAAUUUUCGCCUUACCGGUGGUUCCUCAUACAAGAGGUCAUUGGUCUCGUUACCAAAAUUGCACCGAAAGUUCAGCAGUUGGCACCCAGGUCUCUGGAAAUUGACGAUCGAUAUAUGCAUCGCGUUCCGCGCAUUCGGAUUCUGGUCGACGAGGUCGCUCUUGAGCUAUGUCGUCGGAUGGCUGAGCACAUAUGUCGCAAUGGGCUCGUCUGCUUCUAG
Messenger RNA from Purpureocillium takamizusanense, 2208 nucleotides. RefSeq lists its product as uncharacterized. Lineage: Eukaryota; Fungi; Ascomycota; Sordariomycetes; Hypocreales; Ophiocordycipitaceae. The transcript has a single exon. The coding region runs from base 1 to 2208 and encodes 735 amino acids. The record is from RefSeq and is a predicted model, not a curated record.